CUCCAGCAUGUUGUGUUGACCUCGUUGACCAUGCGUUGCCCACAGUGGAAUGGACAUCCACAUUCUAAUAUCAGACAAACUGUGCCGUGAUUUCAUCCCAAGAUGAAGGGAAGACACAGGAUUGUACUGAUCCUACUUCUCCAGACAGCAAUGAUGGAGGAGUUCUAUGUGAUUGUGCCGGACUAUCCGGUGGUGGCCAUGGUGGGUGAAGAUGCCCUAUUGGAAUGUCAGAAGGUACCGGAUACAUCACUGGACGCUCUGGAGGUCCGAUGGUUUACAACGAGCCCGGAGUCACCGGUACAUUUAUACACCAGCGGCCAGGACAGAGCUGAGGUGCAGGACGAGGCUUAUCGAGGGAGGACGGAACUCUUUCGGGAAGAGUUUCCCCAUGGAAACGCCUCGCUUAAACUGAAGAGGGUCAAAGUAUCAGAUGCUGGAAUGUACACGUGUUCCAUCAGCACCCCCACGUCCCGUCAGCAGGAGGCGCUGCGGCUGCAGGUUGAAGGGGAGUUCUAUGUGAUUGUGCCGGACUAUCCGGUGGUGGCCAUGGUGGGUGAAGAUGCCCUAUUGGAAUGUCAGAAGGUACCGGAUACAUCACUGGAUGCUCUGGAGGUCCGAUGGUUUACAACGAGCCCGGAGUCACCGGUACAUUUAUACACCAGCGGCCAGGACAGAGCUGAGGUGCAGGACGAGGCUUAUCGAGGGAGGACGGAACUCUUUCGGGAAGAGUUUCCCCAUGGAAACGCAUCGCUUAAACUGAAGAGGGUCAAAGUAUCAGAUGCCGGAAUGUACACGUGUUCCAUCAGCACCCCCACGUCCCGUCAGCAGGAGGCGCUGCGGCUGCAGGUUGAAGAGGAGUUCUAUGUGAUUGUGCCGGACUAUCCGGUGGUGGCCAUGGUGGGUGAAGAUGCCCUAUUGGAAUGUCAGAAGGUACCGGAUACAUCACUGGACGCUCUGGAGGUCCGAUGGUUUACAACGAGCCCGGAGUCAAUGGUACAUUUAUACACCAACGGCCAGGACAGAGCUGAGGUGCAGGACGAGGCUUAUCGAGGGAGGACGGAACUCUUUCGGGAAGAGUUUCCCCAUGGAAACGCCUCGCUUAAACUGAAGAGGGUCAAAGUAUCAGAUGCUGGAAUGUACACGUGUUCCAUCAGCACCCCCACGUCCCAUCAGCAGGAGGCGCUGCGGCUGCAGGUUGAAGGAUUUGGACUCCGGCCCUGGAUCCGCUUGGAGGAAAGCACCACACAAGGAGUACGUGUGGUGUGUAAGUCGGAUGGAUGGUUUCCCAAGCCGGAGAUACGGUGGCUGGAUGGGAGUGGACAAGAUGUAACAGAACGGUCUGACACAUUGUUUACUGAGAAUCCCAGCGGGAUGUUCACUGUCCACAGUCACAUCGAUGUCACAAGUGAUUCUGUGAACAGGUAUUCCUGUUACAUAUGGAGUAAAAUGCUGGGGAAAACACGAGAGACCCAUCUCCAGAUAUCAGAUGAGUUAUUUCCUAAAACCAACCCUUGGCUGCUGGUUUUCUGGUUGUUUGUGGCCCUCGUGGUUACGGCUGCUGCUUUCAAUAUAAUGUUGCACAGAAAAGAAGAUAGAAUGAUUAAAGAACUGCAGCUGUUUCUCUCUAUGGAAGGAUACGAGGAUGUGGAACGAGAUUGUGUCUCCGUCACCCUGGAUGUGGAAACAGCGCAUCCGGAGCUCGAGGUGUCUGAGGAUCGGAAGAGGGUGAGAUGGACCGGGACCGUGAGGCGUCUCCCUGACACCUGGAAGAGGUUUACACACUGGGCGUGUGUGCUGGGAUCGGAGGGAUUCACAUCGGGGAGACAUUACUGGGAGGUGGAGGUGGCGGGGAGUCGGGACUGGAGACUGGGAGUCGCCGCAGAGUCUGUGGAGAGGAAGAGGUGGAUCACACUGAGCCCGGAGACUGGAGUCUGGAGCAUCGAGCUGUGGGAUGCAUUCACAUCCCCUCUAUCCUGUCUCCCCGCCCGUCCCAUCCCCAGGAGGGUGGGAGUUUAUCUCAGUUACGAGUCCGGGACAGUUUCAUUUUACGACGCGGACACCAAGUCCAUUCUCCACACCUUCACUGGGAAUAAAUUC
Molecule: messenger RNA, 2097 nt
Organism: Amblyraja radiata (thorny skate)
Lineage: Eukaryota; Metazoa; Chordata; Chondrichthyes; Rajiformes; Rajidae
Product: butyrophilin subfamily 1 member A1-like
Exons: 10
Biological process (GO): regulation of cytokine production; T cell receptor signaling pathway
Cellular component (GO): external side of plasma membrane
Molecular function (GO): signaling receptor binding
Source: RefSeq, a predicted model, not a curated record